CGGUGCAUAAUGGCCUAUGGAUAGCACACGCCCCACGUGGUGUAAUUUGACACACACCCCUCAGAUCAAGAGCACCCAGCGCUUUCCUUCAAUUCUCCCAAAAGAUACCAGCCCAGUGGUUCCUCUACACAGGACAGCAGACCAAAACCCCCUCCCCCACACACGAAUAUUACGAAAUGUGCGACCCGCUAGGUACAGCUAACUACGGACAGCAGCCCCGUUAUAAAUAUAUCCACAGUGCCACGAUUAAGGACCUCCAUUAUAUCCAAUAUCAGCGGCACCGUACUUCACAACAGAGAAGCUAAGUCUUCUCUCAACGUCGCCCGCAAUAUGUACAAGCGCACAGCAAUGACGUUACUUCCGGUCACGCGGAUCCUCCGCAAACGUAGCGCCUGUGGGCUCAGAAAGGGCUGAGGGUGUCUGAAUAUGGUGGAGACGUGUUGGUGUGAACAAGAAAGGAAAGCGACCAAUUCUCUCCUCACCCCAAUCUCUGGGAUAAAGCAGCAGCAACAUAUAUCCCAGUGCAGGAGAUCAAAGAGAAAGUCGGGACAUUUCAGUAACAAACCCAGGACUGCGGCCUGAGCUGUCAAAAUCGGGACUGUCCUGCGAAAAUUGCAAUGCCAUGUCAUUGGCCAAAUUGGUUAAUCGCCUAGACCCUGUCAGUGUACCCAUGGACCAAUUGUACAAUUGAACAGAGCUGAUGGUUAUUGGUUAUUUGGGAUUCCUGGACUUCAGAAAUGAGUGGCUCUAAGCCUGACAUCCUCUGGGCACCUCACCAUGUGGACAGAUUUGUAGUAUGUGAUUCUGAGCUCAGCCUUUACCACAUAGAAUCUGCAGCAAGCCCCAGCUCAGAAUUAAAAGCAGGAUCCUUGCGGCUGUCUGAAGAGACCACUGCUACUUUACUGGCUAUAAACUCUGAUACUCCUUACAUGAAAUGCGUAGCUUGGUAUCCCAAGUAUGAUCCAGAAUGUCUUUUGGCUGUUGGUCAGGCCAAUGGAAGAGUUGUGCUAACAAGUCUGGGCCAGGACCACAACUCUAAAUGUAAAGACUUGAUAGGAAAGGAGUUUGUCCCCAAGCAUGCACGUCAGUGUAACACGCUGGCAUGGAACCCCCAGGACAGUAAUUGGCUUGCGGCUGGGUUAGAUAAACACCGGGCUGACUUUUCAGUAUUAAUCUGGGACAUCAGCAGCAAGUACACUCCAGAGGUAGCAGUUCCGGCAGAGAAAGUUCGUCUUGCGCCCGGUGAUAGUGAAACGUGUUCAGUGGUUACCAAACCACUUUAUGAACUAGGACAGAACGAUGCUUGCCUCUCUCUUUGCUGGCUUCCCAGAGACCAGAAACUGCUUUUGGCUGGAAUGCAUCGUAACUUGGCAAUAUUUGACUUGAGGAACACAAAUCAGAAAAUGUUUGUAAAUACUAAAGCUGUCCAAGGAGUGACCGUUGACCCACAUUUCCAUGACCGAGUAGCUUCAUUUUUUGAAGGACAAGUUGCCAUUUGGGAUCUUCGAAAAUUUGAAAAACCAGUCUUAACUCUAACAGAGCAACCAAAACCCCUAACUAAAGUAGCCUGGUGCCCAACUAGAACUGGACUUCUGGCUACUCUAACUAGAGACAGUAAUAUAAUCAGACUGUACGACAUGCAGCACACUCCCACACCCAUUGGGGAUGAAACAGAGCCUACUAUCAUUGAAAGGAGUGUCCAGCCUUGUGAUAACUACAUUGCAUCUUUUGCUUGGCACCCUACAAGCCAGAACAGAAUGGUCGUUGUUACUCCUAAUAGGUCAAUGUCAGAUUUUACUGUAUUUGAGAGGAUCUCUUUGGCUUGGAGCCCCACAACUUCACUGAUGUGGGCUUGCAGCAGGCAGUUGUAUGAGUGCACAGAGGAAGGAAAAGGCAGCUCUUCAUUAGAUCGAGAUAUAGCCACUAAAAUGAGACUCCGAGCUUUAUCGCGAUAUGGGCUCGACACGGAGCAGGUUUGGAGAAACCAUCUGUUGGCAGGAAAUGAUGAUCCUCAGUUGAAAUCCUUGUGGUACACUUUACACUUUAUGAAGCAGUAUGCAGAAGAUAUUGACCAAAAAUCUUCAGGCAACAAAGGGUUAUUGGUGUAUGCUGGAAUCAAAGCAAUCACAAAGUCAUCUAUGGGGACAACUGAAAGUUUCAGGCACAGCUGGACCGGCUCUGAUCGACAAGCAGAUAUUGUGCAUUAUUCCAGUGAGGAAAGAUGCCUCGCCUUACAGCUCUGUGGCUGGAGAACAAAGGGUGCUGAUUCUGACAUGGGGCCUUUUCUGAACUCCUUAGAGCAGGAAGGAGAAUGGGAGAGAGCAGCUGCUAUAGCACUGUUCAAUCGAGAUAUUCGCCGUGCCAUACAGAUCCUAAAUAAGGGAGCAUCCACUGGAAAAGGUAAUCUUAACCUAAACGUCGUAGCAAUGGCGCUGUCAGGUUAUACUGAUGAGAAGAAAUCCUUGUGGAGAGAAAUGUGCAGCACUUUAAGGCUACAGCUUAACAACCCAUAUCUUUGUGUUAUGUUUGCUUUUCUAACAAGUGAGCCUGGGGUAUAUGAUGGUGUUCUGUAUGAGAACAGCAUGGCAGUGAGGGAUCGUGUGGCAUUUUCAUGUUUGUUCCUUAAUGAUGCUCAGUUAAGCAGAUACUUUGACAAGCUGACUAACGAAAUGAAGGAAGCUGGAAACCUGGAAGGAAUUUUACUAACGGGACUGACAAAGGAUGGAGUUGACUUAAUAGAAAGUUACGUUGAUCGAACGGGAGAUGUUCAGACAGCAAGCUACUGUAUGUUGCAGGGAUCUCCAUCUGAUGUCCUCAAAGAUGAAAGAGUUCAGUAUUGGAUAGAGAGCUAUAGGAAUCUGCUGGAUGCAUGGAGAUUUUGGCACAAGCGAGCGGAGUUUGAUAUUCAUCGAAGUAAGCUUGACCCAAGCUCCAAGCCAUUAGCCCAGGUGUUUGUGAGCUGCAAUUUCUGUGGUAAGUCCAUCUCCUACAGUUGUUCGUCUGUACCUCACCAAGGCCGUGGAUUCAGUCAGUAUGGCGUCAGUGGGUCACCAACUAAGUCUAAAUUCACCAGCUGUCCUGGAUGCCGCAAGCCUCUUCCCCGCUGUGCACUUUGUCUCAUAAAUAUGGGGAAUCCUGUCUCCAGUAGCCCAGGAGCAUCAAAGUCUGAUGAGAAGGUGGACCUGAGCAAGGAAAAGAAGGUGGCAAAGUUUAACAACUGGUUUACAUGGUGUCACAACUGCAGACAUGGUGGCCAUGCGGGACAUAUGCUAAGCUGGUUCAAAGAUCACAGCGAGUGCCCGGUCUCUGCGUGUUCAUGUAAGUGUAUGCAGUUGGACACAACUGGAAAUCUUGUCCCAGCAGAGAAUGUUCAGCCUUAACAUAUGUGAAUAAAGAUGGAGGCUUCUACAGCUGGAUGGGACCAGUCAUCACUGCAAAGCACUUCCUCAUGUGGUAAUGUGGAGAAUUUAUCUGGAUAUACUUUGGGAGAGUCCCCUUGCACUCUUUAUUACUCUGUAAAUAAUGGGUACAGCUAAGCUUGGUUUUAUAAUGAGAGCAUUAAAACAAUCUGUGAUCAUGUAAAGCCGUUACCUUCAUUUCCAGUGUUCACCACUUGAUUCAAUUGAUUAUUUAACUUGUCCAGCACAUUUUCUACUGUCAAUGGGAAUUAUAUUAACUAACCACCCCCAAUUUCCAUUGAACAUAAAGAAAUGGCUGCCCCAGUCAGAACUAUUUACUGCAAAAUAUUGCUUUAUGCCUUUGCAUGAAUAAAUGAUUUAUUCUAUCA
Molecule: messenger RNA, 3787 nt
Organism: Xenopus laevis (African clawed frog)
Lineage: Eukaryota; Metazoa; Chordata; Amphibia; Anura; Pipidae
Gene: mios.S
Product: missing oocyte, meiosis regulator, homolog S homeolog
Exons: 12
Coding region: 738-3380 (880 amino acids)
Source: RefSeq, a predicted model, not a curated record